ACGAAGGCUUGUGAAGCUGAGAAGACAAAUUGCCCUCAUCAUUAUCUCCAGGCUUGUCAAUCAAACAUAUUCCCUUAUUUACCUCGGCGAGGAGAGAGCCCCGGGAGCACACGGAGAGGGAGGGAGCCAGAGGAGAGCUGCUUGUCCCAAACUCUGCACCGGGGAGGGAGCAUUUCUAGCCCCUCGGGAUGGCCACCAUCACCUGCAAUCGCUUCACCGAGGAGUAUCAGCUCUUUGAGGAACUGGGCAAGGGCGCUUUCUCCAUCGUCCGGAGAUGCGUGAAGGUGUUGGCAGGACAAGAGUAUGCAGCCAAGAUCAUCAACACCAAGAAGCUGUCUGCUCGAGAUCACCAGAAGCUGGAAAGAGAAGCCCGGAUCUGCCGCCUCCUGAAGCACCCCAACAUUGUGAGGCUCCACGACAGCAUCUCUGAGGAGGGCCACCACUACCUGAUAUUUGACCUGGUCACCGGUGGGGAGCUGUUUGAGGACAUUGUGGCCAGGGAGUACUACAGCGAAGCGGAUGCUAGCCACUGCAUCCAGCAGAUCCUGGAGGCUGUCCUGCACUGCCACCAGAUGGGAGUGGUCCACCGGGAUCUGAAGCCAGAGAACCUGCUGCUGGCUUCCAAGCUGAAGGGUGCUGCUGUCAAGCUGGCUGACUUUGGCCUUGCCAUCGAGGUGGAGGGGGACCAGCAAGCAUGGUUUGGUUUCGCUGGCACCCCAGGAUACCUCUCCCCUGAGGUGCUCCGGAAGGAUCCCUAUGGCAAAGCCGUGGACCUGUGGGCUUGUGGUGUCAUCCUCUACAUCCUGCUGGUGGGGUACCCACCCUUUUGGGAUGAAGACCAGCACCGACUCUACCAGCAGAUCAAAGCUGGGGCUUAUGAUUUCCCCUCCCCUGAGUGGGACACAGUCACUCCUGAAGCAAAAGAUCUCAUCAACAAGAUGCUGACCAUAAACCCUUCCAAGCGCAUCACAGCAGCGGAGGCGCUGAAGCACCCCUGGAUAUCGCACCGUGCCACCGUGGCAUCAUGCAUGCACAGGCAGGAGACUGUGGACUGUCUGAAGAAGUUCAAUGCCCGGAGGAAGCUGAAGGGAGCCAUCCUCACCACCAUGCUGGCCACCAGGAACUUCUCCGGAGGCAAAAGUGGUGGCAACAAGAAGAAUGACGGCGUGAAGGAAUCGUCGGAGAGCACCAACACCACCAUCGAGGAUGAAGACACCAAAGUACGGAAGCAGGAAAUCAUCAAAGUCACAGAGCAGCUGAUCGAAGCAAUCAGCAACGGCGACUUCGAGUCCUACACGAAGAUGUGUGACCCUGGGAUGACUGCCUUCGAGCCUGAGGCUCUGGGCAACCUCGUGGAAGGGCUGGAUUUCCACCGAUUCUACUUUGAAAACCUGUGGUCCCGGAACAGCAAGCCCGUGCACACGACGAUCCUGAACCCCCACAUCCACCUGAUGGGAGACGAGUCCGCCUGCAUCGCCUACAUCCGCAUCACGCAGUACGUGGACGCGGGAGGCAUCCCCCGCACCGCCCAGUCGGAGGAGACUCGCAUCUGGCACCGCCGGGACGGCAAAUGGCAGAUCGUCCACUUCCACAGAUCCGGCGCCCCCUCCGUUCUACCGCAGUAAGCCCUCUGAAGCGUGGUCCUGCCCGUGCUGGCUUUGUCACUGACUGACUACCAAGGGGAGACCCCCUCCGACAUCUUCACCUAUGGGACUUUGGCUGCUGGCUCUGCUGCUUGGUUCCCGCUGGAGUAACCCCUCGCUUCUCACCGCACACACGCAACAGCCCCACCGGCGCCCUGCAGGCAUCCCAUCGAGCCCCACCCCACCCCGCUGGGGCCGUGGUGCUGGGCCCCCUUCCUCUGCAUGAACCAAGACAAGAGAAUCCAUGAACCUAAACCCAAGCAUCUGGCUGGUGAGGCGACGUGUGCCAGGGUAAAGGCCUCCUCCUCGGCUGCAUGGCUUUGAUGGGACCCCCCCACGACCUGGCACAUCUUCUGAAUUGAGCUCGGACUCAUCAGCUGCCUUCAUCCCCACCUUUGCUGGGAGUCCCCCCCCGCCAAGGAAGAGGAGGGCAGGGGGGCAGUGUGUAGCUGCUCUGUGCCACAUUCUCUCUACGUGCCAGUGGAUUUUGCUUUGCUGCUAUCAAGGUCCCCAUCUGCUGCCGUGGCUCACUCCUGCUCCUAACCUGAGCUCCCAUUUCCCAGCAGCCUCAGCCAGGGAACUAUGAUUUAAACCUUUGCAAAGUCCAUUUCCCACCCCCCCCCCCCACACACCCCCCAGGCAAAGAGGGCAGUGUUCGGAGGGGUAAGUAAAGGCUCUCUGUUUAUUUUGCCUUCCCAGAAGUGUAGGCUGGCUCCUUCCCAGGGUUGGCCUCGGGAAGGGAUGCUCUCCAUCCCUCCCUUCUCCCCUCGGAGCAGGGACUGGUGAAGCUGGGAGAAGAGAGGAGAAGAAAGGCGAUUGCUUCCCAGCGCCACAUCGGCACAUCGGCCGGGAGCUGGGGCUCUCUCCCAGCCACGCCGUGUUGGUAGCAUCGCUCCCCGCAUCCUCCUCCCCUACCCAGGAUCCUUUCCCCCAGCGCCCGGCCCCACCGAGCCACCCUUCGCAUGCAUCACCCGGCGCUCCUCAGCCCAGGCUGGGAUGGGGGCAGACCAACUGGCCACCGAUUUGGGGUGCAAAGCUCCACCCUUCCAGCGACGACGAGGAAUGCAAGCUUCCUAAAGUAACCAAACUGCAGAAUCCUGAUUGUGCUUCGAAGACAACAAAGGAGCCCCUCGCUGGCUUCCACUCAGCGCAUGCCUUUUUCUAGGGAAAAGAAACCUCCCCCGUCCCUCCUCCCCCUUCCCCCCGUGUAUUUUGUACCUUCAUUUUGAGCAUUUUCCGAAAUGGAUCUUUCUGUCAUAACUAGAAGCAUUCAGCUGUGUAGGGCGGGGCGGGAGGGCAGCGGGGGAUUUGCAGGGCUUGCUGGUUUUCAUUGCGUUUACAUUUGGGAAGGGGCUGCACAGCCACGAUGCUACGAGCAGGGGUCCCUGCGGCUGCCAGCCCGCACUCCAAGCUGCAGCAGCUCGUCCCAGCCCGUCCCGCGGCACUGGGUGGGUGAAAGCAUCCACCCCACCCUGGGGCACUCACCUCCAGGGGCACCCAUCUCCCCGGGGCACCUUCUUGCACCCCACGGAUCUUCCUGCAGGGCAAUCCCAGGAGGCAGCUCUCGGGAAGCCAUCAGGAUGUGGCUUUCAGGACAUAAGACAUGGCCAGGAAGGUGACCUUUCGGUGUCACCUCUUUGCUGUCACUUAGAGGUCCGAGGGUGGGUGUUUUCUUCCUGGCAAUUCUUGUGCUUUCUCGUUCUCUCUCUCU
Molecule: messenger RNA, 3354 nt
Organism: Dryobates pubescens (Downy woodpecker)
Lineage: Eukaryota; Metazoa; Chordata; Aves; Piciformes; Picidae
Gene: CAMK2A
Product: calcium/calmodulin dependent protein kinase II alpha
Exons: 18
Coding region: 189-1625 (478 amino acids)
Biological process (GO): protein phosphorylation
Cellular component (GO): neuron projection; cytoplasm
Molecular function (GO): ATP binding; calmodulin binding; calcium/calmodulin-dependent protein kinase activity
Source: RefSeq, a predicted model, not a curated record